This is a messenger RNA of Xenia sp. Carnegie-2017, 807 nucleotides long. RefSeq names its product putative nuclease HARBI1. Lineage: Eukaryota; Metazoa; Cnidaria; Anthozoa; Malacalcyonacea; Xeniidae. The coding region runs from base 199 to 807 and encodes 202 amino acids. The record is from RefSeq and is a predicted model, not a curated record. The transcript has a single exon.
UUUAAGAGUUAUUUAUAUUUGAUACUUACUAAUCUUGUGGUCUUACUAGACAUGCUUCUCUGGCAUAACCUAUUUGCUUGCAUAAAACUGUAUUAUGUUACAUGAACUUUUUAGUUGCAGACUUGCAGUCGUGUAGAUUGUUAUAGAGUCUGAACAUAUUUAAUGGUUUGACCUUUUGUAAAUUUUAGAUACACACGAAUGUCUCCAGAGAGGUUUCAUCAUCUCCUUGAACUUGUGGGACCUCUGAUAACAAAAAAGCCAUGCCGUUCCAGGAAGGUCAUUUCACCUCACGAGAGGCUAAUGGUCACUCUGAGAUAUCUUGCUGAGGGAGAGGCACAGCAGAGCCAAUCUUUUAAUUUUCGAAUGGGUAAGGCCACAGUCUCAAAGAUUGUUAGAGAAACGUGUGAUACGAUUUGGACAGCACUCUACCAAACCUAUCUGAAAAUUCCCACUUCUGUGGAAGAGUGGAAGAAAAUAGCAGUUGGUUUUGAGAAAGAAUGGAACUUCCCUCAUUGUCUUGGAGCAAUAGAUGGUAAACAUAUCAUGAUUGAAUGUCCCAAGAAUGCAGGUUCUGCAUAUUAUAAUUAUAAAAAUUUCCAUUCCAUUGUGCUUCUUGCAAUUUGUGAUGCAAACUAUUGUUUUACUUUUGUUGACAUUGGGGAUUACGGAAGCACUAAUGAUGCAAGCAUUCUGGCAAAUUCAGCAUUUGGACAGACAUUUGACAAGGGUCCAGAAACACUAAAGAUACCGAAACCUUGCAGUUACAAACAUUUGCAGAAACUGCCAUUUGUGCUCAUUAGUCAUUGA